AUGAGUAGAUGGGAAAGCCUGAGCAUACUACUGGCGAUCUUGUAUAGUAGUGGGGGAGUCGCCUUGCAGCAAGGUGUUGGUCACAGACAACAGGAAGAGCCGGAUCACUCGAUUGAAGCAGUGUCGCCUCUGGAAGAAGAAGUCCCGCCGAAGGCUCCCAUCACCAUGGAUGCAUACUGGGACGGGGAUGACCCGAAUUUGAACAUGUUGAACCAAGUCGACUGGGCUGGGCUCCAGUCCAAACCGCCUCCCUCUAGCUAUGACAAUUACCGUACGGCUGCUAAAAUCAAAUUUAUGAUGCCGGACCUGACGUGGAAUCCAGAAUUCCCAGUGACUAUCCCGGAUGAGGUCCUGUCGGCGAAGCUGCCUGUAGGAGCUCUUUCGCGAUUUAUGUUGCAAGAUCCAGGUCCGAAGUUCGAGGCAAUGGUGCAGGAUCUGCACACACCUGAUUACAUGCUCGACGUUAAUAAUAAGGCUGACGGGUCUUCGAGAUUGGUCAAACGGGUGUCCGAAACACAGCUGCAAACAGACUCUGGCGUGGACCUCAGCGCUAUCGUCCCUCACCUGUCGGAUAUUCCCACGGCGCCUCCGCCGAUCGAUCCGGACCUGCAGUAUGUCCCUCGAGGAGCUUCAGAGGCCGUUCGAAAGCAUCCUGUCAAGAUUGCUGUGAAUGUGGACGACAACGGGCGUGAACUUUGGCAGACCGUUGAACGUCACGUCUUCGGUGAUGAUGCAGAGCGUGCUGUACCUCGGAAGAUUCCUAAUAAGAUCGAGGAGCUCAAGGAGACUGUGAAGAAAUCAGCUUUCCUUCAACGGACUAAAGGAGGAGGGAAGGGCAAAAGCGCUCCUAAGGAGAAAAAGUGCGACCCGAACAGCUACGACCCCAGCAAGAAGUUCGAACCAUGCAAGCACAUAGAGUAUCGAGCAGCGUCGAGACCGGAGCAUGAUGAUGAAAGUGAAGGGAAGGAAAUAUGA
Molecule: messenger RNA, 975 nt
Organism: Perkinsus marinus ATCC 50983
Lineage: Eukaryota; Perkinsozoa; Perkinsida; Perkinsidae
Exons: 11
Coding region: 1-975 (324 amino acids)
Source: RefSeq, a predicted model, not a curated record